AUGCGCUUAGACGAUGCACUGUGGGCUUAUCGAACGACCUAUAAAACUCCUCUUGGCAUGUCACCUUUUCGGCUUAUCUAUGGUAAGCUAUGCCAUCUGCCCGUGAAGCUUGAGCACAAGGCAUUUUGGGCAGUCAAGACCUUUAACAUGGAUAUUGAUGCCGCUGGAGUACAUAGGAAGCUCCAAUUAAAUGAGCUUGACGAGAUUAGAUAUGAAGCAUAUGAGAAUGCUCGGAUUUACAAGGAGAAGACCAAGGCUUUUCAUAACAAGAUGAUUCGUGGCAAAUCAUUCUCAAUCGGGCAGAAAGUGUUACUCUUUAAUUCCCGCCUUCGGUUGUUUCCUGUCCAAAUCCAAAGCAUGAAAAUUGGACAAGAAUUCAAGGUGAAUGGGCACCGAUUGAAGCCAUACUAUGACAACUUUGUGAAGCAUGUCGUGGAUGACAUCCCCUUGCAUGUCGUGGACUCCAAUGGGGAGUGA
This is a messenger RNA of Malus domestica (apple), 477 nucleotides long. RefSeq lists its product as uncharacterized. NCBI's taxonomy places the organism in Eukaryota, Viridiplantae, Streptophyta, Magnoliopsida, Rosales, Rosaceae. The record is from RefSeq and is a predicted model, not a curated record.